Messenger RNA from Pseudogymnoascus verrucosus, 743 nucleotides. RefSeq lists its product as uncharacterized. The record is from RefSeq and is a predicted model, not a curated record. NCBI's taxonomy places the organism in Eukaryota, Fungi, Ascomycota, Leotiomycetes, Thelebolales, Thelebolaceae. The transcript has 2 exons. Bases 199 to 516 code for a protein of 105 amino acids.
CGCGCUUGGGGCGCAUGGUUACUGGUUAUUUGCAUUUCAUCCUGGUCUAGAUUCACUAUAGGUAGUGACAAAUACUAUCUGACUUUCCAUUCUCCAUAGUCGAAUUAAUUUAUAUAACUUCACUCUACUGACCACUGACCACGGCAUAAUCAUAUUCCCAUCGUUAGGACUCAGUCACCAGCGCAUCAAUAUCACAAGAUGGCAGCCGUUGUUCUCAUGGCAAUCGUUGUAUUGCCAGUGAUGGGCUACCAAAAAUAUCGGAAGCACAAAGCUCGCAAGGCCCUGAAGAAGGAGUUGGACGCGCAGCCCGAACCGCUCCAAGGGGGACAUCAAGCAGCAUGGGAACAGUCUGGAGAUCACCCGCCUUCAUAUGAUGAUACAGUCGGCUCUCAUCCAUCUCCGCCAUAUUCAUCGAAUAAACCCCCGGGGUAUGUCCAGCGGACUUCCGGCAAUCGCGGCCUGCCGGUUGGGCAUCUCCCUGGUUCAUAUUUAUCCCCGACUGCUGUAGCUUUAUAGCGGGAUAAUCUCUCGCAUGAGAAGGACGAAAUGGUCUUGGUUGGGGGAGUUAAUGAAUGAAUUAUGAUGCUGGCUAGUAAAUUAAGCUGGCACCCUGUUGUACGAUCAUCCAGCUGGGCAAAACCAAAACCACUUAAAUUUCCUUUGGACCUGCCUAGUCAAUGGCUUUUAUGAAAUUAGUAUUAUCUGGACAUAUAUCCAAUAAAAAUAACGCUUAUAUCUCUUCU